Sphenostylis stenocarpa is the source of this 1776-nucleotide messenger RNA. The record is from the annotation of a GenBank genome assembly. Lineage: Eukaryota; Viridiplantae; Streptophyta; Magnoliopsida; Fabales; Fabaceae.
AUGCCGAAAAUGGGACUCAAAAGCUUAUUCUUAUUUAAAACAACACAAUCGCCACCUUCUAAAAAGACCUUCUCCCACGCGUUAACAGAGGAAAACAUCGAAGCCGCUCGUUCCAUAAUUUCCACAUGGGACCUUCUUUCUCCUUCCCACCAAACUCCUUCUCUCUGCCAACAAACCGUUCCUCUUUUCUCCAACACGCGUCAGGAAGCCAAACAGUACCUUAACGCCGUUAUGAGUCUGCAGACCACUAUGCACCACCUCGUCGAAUACGAUUCCAACUCGGAGAGCCUCGUUCAAGCCCAAUUCCUAAUGCAAAUGGCCAUGAAGAGGCUCCAAGCCGAGUUGUACCGGAUUUUAGCCGAAAACAGGGACAAUCUCGAUCCUCAAUCUGUCAUCUCAACCGAUUGUCGUGCCAGCAGCGUCUCCGACGAUGAAGAUUACGAUUACUCCGAGAACGAUUUCCGAUUCGCCGGCCCCGGAAGCUCCAUCUCCACUGUCGCCAUGGUGGAUUUGAAAGCCAUUGCGGAGUGUAUGGUUUCCGCGGGAUACAGCAAAGAAUGCCUAAAGAUUUACGUCCAGAUGAGAAAAGAAAUCGUGGAUGAUGCGAUGUGUCAUAUGGGAGUGGAGAGGCUGAGUUUCUCUCAUGUUCAGAGGAUGGACUCGGAGAUUCUGGAAUCGAAUAUUAAGUGUUGGCUGAACGCCUUUAAGAUCGCCGUCCGAACUCUGUUUCAAGGAGAGAAAAAACUCUGCGACUGCGUCUUCGGUUCGCCGGAGAGGAGGAUCGCGGAGUCGUGUUUUGCCGCGAUUUGCAGAGAUGCUAUGACGGCGCUGUUCGGAUUCCCCGAGAACGUGGCGAAGUGCAAGAAAACGCCGGAGAAAAUGUUCAUGACGCUGGACAUGUACGUAGCGAUCACUGAAAACCGGCAACAAAUGGAGUCCAUCUUAUCGUCAGAAUCAACCUCCUCCUUCAGAUCGCAGGUGUGGGCUUCUAAGGCGAAGCUCGGCGAGGCCGUUCGGACGAUGUUAACCAACUUCGAAUCUGCGAUUCAGAAGGAAUAUUCGAAGAUUCCCGUGCCUGGAGGAGGAAUCCACCCGCUCACGCGCUACGUCAUGAACUACAUCGCGUUCCUCGGCGAUUACAGGGAUGCGCUCGCUGAAAUAGUCGCAGAUUGGCGUCAGAAUCCGUUGCCGGAUUCUUACUACCGCAGUUCGAAUCGCGAGGGAACCAAAUGCUCGCCGGAGGUAGCUGAACGGAUCGCAUGGCUAAUAUUAGUGCUCCUCUGCAAACUCGACAGUAAAGCGGAACUAUACAAGGACGUUGCACUCUCUUACCUGUUUCUCGCAAACAACAUGCAAUACGUCGUCGUAAAAGUGCGAACCUCGAACCUAGGGUUCAUCCUCGGGGAGAAUUGGUUAACAAAACACGAAGCGAAGGUGAAAGAGUACGCUUCCAAGUACGAGCGCAUUGGAUGGGGCAAGGUUUUUGCGUUGCUACCUGAAAACCCGACGGCGGAGCAAGCGAGGGAGAUUUUCGAGAGCUUCAACGUCGCCUUCCAUGAAACAUGCAAGGCACAGUCCUCCUGGUUCGUACCCGACACCAAUCUUCGAGACCAAAUGAAAGCCUCGCUUACUGCUAAGUUAGUGCCAAUCUGCAGAGACUACAUCCACAAGUAUCAGAACGAAUCGGAUGCGAUUUCCGGGUUUUCGCCCGAUGAUUUGGCCAAUGAUCUCUCAGAUAUUUUAUCCGGUGGCGUUUCGUUGUCGCAAACUUCUUGA